This is a messenger RNA of Stylophora pistillata, 1140 nucleotides long. RefSeq lists its product as uncharacterized. Gene Ontology annotation, molecular function: hydrolase activity, hydrolyzing O-glycosyl compounds. The record is from RefSeq and is a predicted model, not a curated record. Gene Ontology annotation, biological process: carbohydrate metabolic process. Lineage: Eukaryota; Metazoa; Cnidaria; Anthozoa; Scleractinia; Pocilloporidae.
AUGUCUGUGUUACUGUUUAACAGUUUCCAUAGUUUAAAAGAAUCACUAUUGGUUGGUGAUGGCAAUGCUGAUCAUGGUUACAGGGGCAGACCAGAGGACAUGACCUUGAGAAGACCAGCCUGGAAGAUCACUCCUCAGAAACCAUGAUCAGAUCUGGCUGCUGAGACAGCUGCAGCCCUGGCUGCGGCUUCAAUCGCUUUCCGAUCCACGGACAUCAGCUAUUCAAUGAGACUUCUUCUGCACGCUGCUGAACUUUAUGAAUUUUCAGACAAAAACCGUGGGCUGUACAGUGAUUUCAUUCUUAAAGCGGCCAACUUUUACCGCUCGCAAAGUGGAUAUAAAGACGAACUCGUCUGGGGUGCGGCUUGGCUAUAUAAGACUACACAAAAUAAAAAGUAUCUCUCUAAUGCCGAACAGUACUACAAAGAUAAUUCGAUUAAUGAAAAAUUGACAAAAAAAGUCGGCGUUCAAGUCCUCUUGGAUACAAUCACAAAUAAAGCCUCGUACAAACAAGCUGUGGAUACUUCCAGUUUAUAGCAAGCUGGCUUCCCGGAAACGGCGUCCCCAAAAGGCUUGGCCUGGCGAGAUCGAUAGGGUCCAAACCGAUACUCGGCCAACACUGCCUUCUUGGCCUUAGUCGCCGCUGACCAAGUCAUAAAAACGACUGCGUUCCGCGACUUUGCAAAGCAGCAAAUUCACUACAUAUUAGGUGAUGGCGGGCGCAGUUUUAUGGUGGGGUUCGGUACCAAUCCACCAGAAAGGCCUCAUCAUCGCGGCAGUUCUUGCCCAUUGUCCCCAGUCCCUUGCGGCUGGAAUGACUUCAGUGAGCCAGACCCCAACCCGCACAUUUUGUGCGGCGCUUUAGUUGGAGGCCCGGAUAAGAAUGACGAGUACAAAGAUGACAGAACAGAUUUCAUCAAGAAUGAGAUGGCUACGGAUUACAAUGCUGGAUUUUAAUCGGCUGUGGCUGGACCGAAACAUUUGUCAAUCACAGGGGAGCCAUUGGGGAAGAGGAUUGAUCGACACAUUUUUGAAAGAUUAACAAAGCAACCAAUAAUUCAGUGUAGCUUAGAUUUGGUGGGAAUAAAGGUGAUUGUUUUAUGUCUGCCAUUUGAGAUUAUUUCUUGCUGGUUUCUUUAG